AGGGAGGAACCCUAAAAUCUAAUCUACAUAAUGCAAUAGAAUUCGUCCCUUCCCAGACCCAGUUCCUACUUCCCAAAUCCCGAUCUCCCUUCUCCGACGCCGUGAGCCGCCCUCCGUCCGGCGUUGCCCUCCUGCGCGAUGUCCGCUACAUCCUGCGCGACAUCGCUGCCCUUCGAAACAAUACUCCACGCCUCUCCGCCAUGCCACUUCGCCACACGUCUGCCGCCCGCAACUCACGAUAAAAUGAAAGCUUCACAAGCUCAUACUCAACAUGCUUCAAAUGCACCUUCAAAUAACAAUUUGGAGGUGUGUCAUCCUCAAGAACAUGGAGAGGAACCCCAAUCUCAGUCACAUACAGAAGCUACUGUGACCACAAGAAAGAAGAGAAAAAAUCCCGAGCAAAGAUCCUCUCGUUGGGCAGACUACACUGUGAUCGAAGUUGAAGUAGGGGAUCCUCCCAUUUUAAAGAAGAAAGCAAAAUGCAACCGGUGCGGCACCUUAAUUGCAACUGAUUCGUCUAGAAACGACACCAUUGGUUUGAAAAAUCACACAGAGGUUUGUAAGAGAAAGCACGAGGCGUCAGGUGAUCAAGCGAAGUUGAGUUUUUUACAUGUUCUCGGUGAUGGAAAUAGAAGUGGGGCGUUAUCAAUUUGGAAGUUUAACCAGAAGGAAAGCAAAUUGGCUUUGUGUGAGAUGAUCAUUCUAGAUGGACUCCCAUUAAUUAGGUGGUAUGCCUAAUUUGCCCUUUUUACUCGGCCGCUGGGGUGAUUGCUCGGCCGCUGGGAUGAUUGCUCGGCCGCUGCGCUUAGUGCCAUACGCAUCAUUUUAUUUUGCAUUUUCCGUCGGCACUUAUGGCACUAAUCCAAAAGGACCAUUUUAAACACUUUUCCACAGGGUUUAGAUGUUCCAUUUAGGGUUUAGAUGUUCGAUUUAGGGUUUAGAUUAUCCAUUUAUGAUUUCUUGAUUCUAUUAUUGUUGUUUAUGUAGCACGCAUGACACUUAUGACACUAUUAGUACCAUAAAUGCCAAAAGCACCAUUUUACUUGGUUUUAUUUUGGAUUUCCGUUGGCACUUUUGGCACUAUUAGUUCCAUAAGUGCCAACGGAAAUCCAAAAUAAAACCAAAGUAAAAUCUUGGCACUUAUGACACUAAUAGUGCCAUAAGUGUCUAACCCAACCCGGCACGCGACCCGCGUGUCUGAUCCUACCCGGUCCGCCUCAUUAAGGGUAAAAACGUCCAAAUCAAUAAAAAUUGCCAAAUUUUAUGUUUUUUCAA
Messenger RNA from Salvia miltiorrhiza (redroot sage), 1275 nucleotides. RefSeq lists its product as uncharacterized. The record is from RefSeq and is a predicted model, not a curated record. Lineage: Eukaryota; Viridiplantae; Streptophyta; Magnoliopsida; Lamiales; Lamiaceae. Gene Ontology annotation, molecular function: DNA binding. The transcript has 2 exons. The coding region runs from base 139 to 738 and encodes 199 amino acids.